Messenger RNA from Esox lucius (northern pike), 1618 nucleotides. RefSeq names its product doublesex- and mab-3-related transcription factor A1. The record is from RefSeq and is a predicted model, not a curated record. Bases 114 to 1415 code for a protein of 433 amino acids. Gene Ontology annotation, biological process: regulation of transcription by RNA polymerase II; sex differentiation. Gene Ontology annotation, cellular component: nucleus. Gene Ontology annotation, molecular function: RNA polymerase II cis-regulatory region sequence-specific DNA binding; DNA-binding transcription factor activity, RNA polymerase II-specific; protein binding. NCBI's taxonomy places the organism in Eukaryota, Metazoa, Chordata, Actinopteri, Esociformes, Esocidae. The transcript has 2 exons.
GCGCACGGGUUUACUGCAGCCGAGUCAGUUGGAAGCAGACCCUAAACGCACACUGACAGACUUCAAAAACCACACUGGACUUCCUGGAGACCUUGUUCACGUCUCCACGCGGAAUGGAUGGCAGCAUUAGACCCAUCGGCUUGGCCGGUCAUAACUCCUCUCCCCUCUCGGUCCAGGGCUUACAUGUGCCGGCUUCGCUCAUGCGCCCCCCACCCCUCUUUCUCCGAGCGGCCGCGGCUGCUGCCUGUAACCCCUCGAUGGAGAGGGGCUACCCCCGAACCCCGAAGUGUGCGCGGUGCAGGAACCACGGAGUGGUGUCGGCUCUGAAGGGCCACAAGCGCUUCUGCCGUUGGAGAGACUGUGUGUGCGCUAAGUGCACGCUGAUCGCGGAAAGACAGCGCGUGAUGGCGGCACAGGUGGCCCUCCGCAGACAACAGGCGCAGGAGGAGAGUGAGGCCCGGGAGCUCCAGUUCAUGUAUACCGGCUCCGGGGCUGGGGAGACCGGACUGCAUAUUGCAUCGCCAGGGCUGCCGGGAUCCAUAAAUACUGCUUCAAAGACAUCGACUUAUGACGUUCUUGGAAUUGAAGACCAUAAAGACGAUGAAAAACGGACGAAGUACAACUUCGGAUUCAUAGGCCGACCUGUCUAUGCGCCUCACCUCGCAUCACUGGCCUCUCCACUGGCAAAGAACGACACCUCUCCAAGUUUGGAGAAAGCCCGGGCAGCCUUAGACAAGGAGAGUGGCAGCCAAUCACCUGCUUUCGACCAGAUGUCAGACCACAUAGAGAGUCCCAGGUCGCUGUCCUCCUCCGAGCUGGAGUCCGGCAGCGAGUCAGAGAGGCCUAAGGAAUACCCUACGCUGGAGAUAACCGCGCCCGGUUGCGCGUCGAAAGACCGGGACCCUACCGACGUCAUGACCAAGAUAUUCCCUCAUCACAAGCGGGACACUUUGGAAUCGGUGGUGAAGACGUGCAAAGGGGACAUUGUGAAGGCUAUCGAGUUGGUUCUGAGCUCCAAAGAGAAUAAAUGCAACUUGGAUGGCGUCGAUCUAUCUACGUCUGUUCCCUCACACACAACAAGGCCAACGUUUGGACUUCAAGGAGCAUUGGGCUCUCUCGGUACGAAGUCCGCGUUCUCCGCGCUUGCACCACCAGCACCGGUUGCAGCCGAAAGCAUGUACGGGCUGAGUCCUCGCUUUGGCAUGAGUCCUUUGCGCGUGGCCUACUCAGCUGCUGGUGGUGGCAUACCCAAUUUCAUGUCACCCUAUGUGACGUCCGGUCUGAUGCCAGCUUUCCCUUUUCGCUCGCCGUUGGACUAUUCUUUCCCGGGCAUGAUGCGAGACCUCUCCUAUCUGCAUAGCAAAGACUCGCUGUGCAGCACCUCUCCGUACUCCCGUCUGAGUGAUGAUAAAUGAUUUCAGUUUAAAUAUCCGAACAUUCUUAUGGAACAAAAACUAUUUAUCAAAGUAAUAUGUCACUUUUCCCACCAGUGGUUUGACUGAAAGGACUUUAAAGGGCAGAUCUGAAAUCAGAGUAAAGCAUUGUAAAUAAUGUAGGCAACUCGUGUGCAAAAAGUGUUUUACAACUCACGUAUAUUUUUUUCAAAUUGUAAAGUUUG